Molecule: messenger RNA, 7999 nt
Organism: Toxoplasma gondii ME49
Lineage: Eukaryota; Apicomplexa; Conoidasida; Eucoccidiorida; Sarcocystidae
Product: zinc finger, C3HC4 type (RING finger) domain-containing protein
Exons: 3
Coding region: 1859-7327 (1822 amino acids)
Source: RefSeq, a predicted model, not a curated record
GGACGGUUCGCCAUUCAUGUUGCAAGCAGUGAUGACCCAUGCAGUGCGCAAAUAAUGAAGAGCCGUGAGGACGCUUUGCUCUUCUCUGUACACUACACAUCUGAUAGAUUUGUUCACUGGUCUCUGAACGCAGGAUUCUUCGUAAAUGCUUACAGAGACAUCUGGUGUCGACACUACGCACAACAGGGUUCACCGUGAUUUCCUUUUGAGGCGCUUGUUCUCAAACACGGAAAGUAUGCGUACCACACGGCAUUGCUCUGUUGACAAAUCCACAAUUAUUAUCUCCCUGCUCCACCUUCGUGAGGCCUUCUGCGCAGGGACACACUAACCUAGGAAACCCAAGUCACUCUUGACACGAGAGCACUGCAGCGCAUUACUCAGCCUCUCUGUGCGGAAAAAAGGGGCAACAAGUUCUAAAAUCGGGUGGCUUCCCUAGAAAGCGUGUCUUUAUAAGUUGCUGCAGUUUAAUUCGAACGCUUUCCCACUUGGUGGUCACACCACUGCCUCCCGACGAGCCGGCCUCGCUUCGGUGACAAGGCUGGGGCGACUGAAAAAAACUCAUGUUCCCGCGACUUGUACGCCGCUCUUUCAGCCUACCAGCUUCCACUGUUUACACUUGCCCGCUGCUCCAACACGUUCAGCUUCUCCUUUCCUAAUUGACACGUAGCGAGUCCUUCUGCGAACUUCUGCGUUUGUUUUCCUUCGACGUUACCUCUUCUGUGGCUGAAUCGCUUGCCUUGUCUCGCAAAACGGUCGUUCCCAGAAAACGCGUCCGCGGUCAUAAACCCUUCCUACUCACGGCUUCGUAUUAAUCCACGCACGAAAGUGUCACACGUGACAAGCGGAGCAACGCCUUCCUGAAGGUAAGAGUUGUUUUCAAAGCAACCCGAGACCAUUUGCUUCCACAUCUGCGUCGUGCAAGGUCCUGCCAACUCGAAACUGUUUCCGCUUACCGCUGGCUCCUCAUUUCGUCAAUCGCAAGGACGGAACCCGGUUGAGGUAGGCCGUGGGGGUGGCGCGCAGGGUCCGAACGUGACUCGAACCGCCCACGGCCUUUAGCCGCCAAAAAUGCUGAGCCACGACAGAGCACCGCGUGCCGUUCGAACUGAGUCCAGACGGCGGAAAAAACGCAAACAUGACCGGACGAAGUUGUGCGAUUCUCACUUUCUUCCAGGUCUUUUUCGGUCUACCCAGUUUCUUGUGUUGUUCAGUUCGUGUUUCUUUUGUAACUCGACGCACCGGUGGGCAGUCCUGCGUGCAGCCUCUAGCACCGGCGCCCGCGCUCUUUUUUUGACGUCGAUUUCUGACUAGACGCUGCUGGUAUAACUACCGCAGACUCGACCCCUCGGGCGUAACCGUCCAACGGCUCUCGCUUUCUAAAGCAAGAGUAAAGGCCUCUCCGCGCGGUUUUCCCUGUCGAUUCACCUUCAAACCAUUUGUUAGAAAGCGAGUGUUUCCUCAAAUACAGCUCAGCCCUUGCCCGGUGGCCGCUCACAGUGAACGUUUUGAGGGGCGUUCUAGUCCAGUGACUAUACGGACGACGGCACACAAUGCGCGGCAGCGCUGGGUAUUCCCGGAAGCGGAUUUGUCUCUUGAUUUGAAGGUUUUCUGUUCAUGAGGUAUAGGGCUGUACGUUACGCGUGCUGUGCUCUGUCCAAUGUGGCGUUGUCCCAGAAAUUUCGCAGGUGCUUCCGAUACACAAUGUACACCUAGAUGACCUGCAGCUGUCUCUCGUCUCCGGGCUGUGCGCUUGUCCGGACUACGGCGGAUUCUAAAUGUGCCACUCAUACCCGCCUUUCGGCUUUAAUUUCCGCAUUUUACUCAUCUGAACGCUGUAUUUGCCAGUGUUGCGCCGGAAAUGGCGCCACUUCCUUUCUCGCGCCUUCUGGCUUCUCGCGGCAGUCGAGGCUCCCGGAGAGAGUCCACAGAAACUCCUGCUUCAGAAACGCAUUCCUUCGCCGAAUCCCCCACAGGAGGGUGUGGACCUCGCAGGACCAGCCUCAGCAGCGAAGUAAGCGUUGACUUGCGUGAUUUUGAGUCAGCGCUGUCCGCUGUUGAAGAGCCGCCCUUCGAAUCCCCCCCUGACUCGAAACUGUCCAGUCAAUCUGUGUCAACUGACGCGAAAAAACAUUCGAGUUCUCGGUGCAUUGUGAGCCACGCGCCAUCUUCUUCAGAAGCACACAACCAGUUUUUGAGGAAGCGCAACGUUGAAUCGUCGGACUGCGUCGCAUGCCCGGCUCCGUCGAGCUCUACUGCGAAAAGAGCAGACGGCAUCACUGGCGACGAUCCCGGUCUCGCGUGCAGCGCUUCGCGCGGCUCUGCCAGGCUGCGUAAAAGUCGCUCGGUGGAAAUUGAACAUUCAAUUGCAAUCACUUGCGUCCAACGAGCCGCGUCGCUGUCGUUCACGACCGCCGCCUCGGGUGCCGCGCGCGCCCCCUGCACGACUGCCCCCCUGAAGUCUCGCGUGGUGACCCACGCCACUUCACCGUUGGCUUCGUCACGCAUCGGAAAAGGCGCUGAAAUUCGGUUCGACGAGGAGCGGGCGGAGAACAAUGUGUUGGAAACCUACCGUCGUGCUAGUCUCGCUGUAUGUCCACCGGGCAGCUGCGGUCCGACCGCUGAGCUCCCAGAAGAUCCUGGUGUCACAAAAAGGAAUUCAAAAGACGCAGUUUCCGGAGGUUCAAGAAACUUCAUGUGCAUGGUGAUUUCCCCGCCUACAUCUCCGCGGAUACCCGAAGUAAAACCUCCUGCGGGCGGUCAAACCGGGAAUCCGGCGCUGCAUGCCGGUCUGUCGGUUAUUGCUUGUGCCGUCGCGGAUUCCUCGCGGCACAACGACGGGCAAACUCAGUCAGACGUGGCCAAGCCAGCCGAGGCAGGUGCCGCUGCGCUCCAGACAACCACCGCUGUAGGACUUGCUUUGUCAGGAAGCUCGCUCAUCAGUGACGGACCGAUAAAGACAGCGAACAGCGACGAUUGCACCCGUUGCGCAACUGUACAAGAAUCGGUGUCAUCAGCGAACGCGACGAGCCUCGCGGAACGCGGUGGCGUAGUCCCCUGUUUGCCGAUAAGCACGAGCUGCGUCUCGGCUUCAAGUCUAGAAAGCAGCCGUGCGUUCUCUCCCUCGAUUCCGCUGUCGGCGCGUCGCGCGCCUCCCAUCCUGGCCAUCGCCUCCCCUCGUCAACGACCUUCCUCGUGCUUUCCCUUUCGCGCCGCGGGCGGCGGGAACAAGGACGCCCCUUCGAGCUGCACCCCGGCCCCAGUUGUCGUGACACUGGACGAGACGUACCUGCGACAGGAAGAGGCGACGCGCUCUUUCCAGACGGAAAGCGAAGGUAGGGGCGACCUGGCGCAUGUUUCGAGUGAAGACGAGGGCAAUGACGCGGCACACAGCGUCUCCUCCAUUGUCAUUUUCGAGUGUGACGACAGCGUAGGCAGUCCUUCCUCUCAGCGGUCUCCCGCGUCGCCUUGUUUUGCCGGAGCCGUUUCACCCCAGCACUCUCUCGCGUUCUGCGCUGGACACCCGGAAGAAAGCAAGACUCCGAGCGCCGAGAGCGCACCGCCUGAGGACGAGGAAGGCACUGGCGUGGAGGCGGAACUCGACGCUGGGCACGAGGACGCUGAAGUCGAGCAGCCGACGGUCGUCGCACACAUCGAGGUCAAGGAGUCUGGAGGAGUCUUCAAUGACGAGGUCUGUUCACAAGCUUCAGACACGCUCGAAGCGUCCACUUCGGGGGGGUCGCGAUCAGAGGCCAGCCACGGAUGCGAGACGGACGGGACCGGUUGUGACGCGCCUCCUUCGGUGGGUGUGACAGCUCCUGGAAACGCUCCGGAUUUCGCAGGCGAAGAGUCCAUCGCCAGCUCUCAAGAAUGUGAUACACCUGGUGAUGGCAUGCACGACGGCUCUGCGGCCCUGUCUGCCGCCUCGCGCUGUCCCGAGUGCUCGCUGCAUUUGCGGCCCCAGGAACUCGAGGACCAUCUCUUCGCGCAUGCACUCGAUGCUCUCCAGGCACGUGCUGCACGGCGAGAGCGCGGAACGAAGAGCCUGAAUCUCGUGGAAACCUGCGAUUCGUCUCAGAGGGGCACCCUACUGUUGCGUACUUCAGUGCCUCAAACGGAAACCAGCAGAAACGCCCGUGCAGCCUCCCGGAACCUACUGCCGUGCCUGCGCUCAACUCGUCAGGCAGUGGGAAGCAACGCGCGCCAGCCCUCUUCGCCACAGGCCAAUUCUUCUCGGCCGGCCACGGCGGCCGAGGGAGAAGCCGCCCGCUCACCAAAUCCUGACGCUGAGGCGCCAGAUACCUCUUCCGAGGCAGCAGAGUCGCAGAGGUCGGUUUCUCAAGAGACCGUCGUGCAACCUGCGAGUGCUGGGACAGCGCGGCCGAUGCGGAAGAGGAAGAAAGUGGGGAUUUCUGUGACAGAGGAUGGAGCAGAAACGCGAGACGAGAGCAGGGCCACGAGUGGGGACGGGUCAGGGGCGUCCAGCGCGGGCACUCUAAGCCGGACUCUCCGCACGCCGCGGUACCGCCUCCUGGACCGCUCGCAGUCCAGGCAAAGCAGUGCAGCAUCGAGUAGUUCUGUGGCCGCAGCAUCACGAACCACGACGGCUCGCGGAACCACAGGUAUGGCACCAACUCAAGGCACCGGCGUCAAACAGACGCGCGCGACUACCGCGGGUGCCGCCACGCUCCGUCGGACUGCAAGCCAAACAGUGCGCCCUACUUCGGGGACGCAGCGCGGAACUUCGGAUACCUCCGCCUCCGGAUCAACCUCUGGACGAGCCACUCACCGGUACAUGGAGGCGACGGCCGCGUCUUUGUCUCGGAGAGCAGCAAUGCGAACCGCGUCUCGAUUCGUCCCUCCAGACGACGGAGAGACCGCGCAGAGCUCCUCGCUCGCGAACGUCUCGCUCUCAGAACAGCCCUCGGUUUCAGCGCAAGCCCCGAGUGUGGAGCUUGAGACGCUGAGCGCCACUCGCAGAGUUCUUUCUGAGCGGGGCGUGGACCAAGCUGUCGAGACACCGUCGGGAGUCAGGCCGACGUCUGGGUCAGGAACCGUUUCGGAGUCGCGCAGCUCCACCAUGAGCCGGUCGCGGACAACGGGCUUGUUCGGCUCCACUUCGGGAAGAGCUAUUUCUGAGAAUCGGCGCAUGAGCGGAGCUUUGACGGCGCGGCCAGCACUGUCAGGCGUUGAUGCCACAGAACGGGGGCCGCAAACGACGAUCCACCGAUCUACGCUGUCUUACGGCACCGACGAGGACUUGCCGCGCUCAGAUUCGAGCCGCGUCCCCAGUCGCAGCUCGCAUGCAACCGGGGUCUCGGGACUCACGUCGCGGGCGACGAUGGGGUCGUACUCGUUUGCCCGCGUCUCGAGGGGGUCUCUCGAGCAGCGCCGCGCCGCCUGUGCAGCCGCGGCUGCGAGACGUGCGGUUGCUGGGGCCUUGGAGACGGAGAACGUUCCUAGUUCAGACGGCCGGUUUGGGGCGACGUUUUCAGAAGGACCAGCGUCGGCUCGCGGAGAUCGAGAACAAGAGGCCCGACCGACUCCAGUGAGGUCGUCGCUCCGAAGCAGCUCUUUCCAGUCGCUGCCGGUCUCCUCCGUAGUAUCGCGAAGGUCGACCGGAGUCAUCGGGACGCAAGGCAGGGGAGUGACCAUUGCGACGGACAGCGGCGCGCGGCGUGUCAUGACACUCGGCGACUGCCAGAACAAUAGCGGCUCCACGAUAGCGACGGCUGGUCGCUCGUGCGGAGGCCGGCCACUGCCUCCGGUGCCCCUUCUACCUCUGUCAAGUCUCUCGCAGCGGUUGGGAGCGAGCAGCACUGCGCGAAUUCACUCUCGGACAUCGGCGGAGGAAGAGAGAGCGCGUCGCGAGCGGCUGGCUUGCACGCACCGCGACCGAUCCUCUGUGGGCUUGGCGGGUGUCUCUACAGCGCCGCCAAGCUCGGACGCCAGCGACACGGACGACCGCUGGUCUCGCGCCGCGUCAGCUCGGGACUCUCGGGUGUCGCGGACAACGUCGGUGCAAGAAAUCCGCCCUCAAGUCUUGCAUUCGGCGCGGUCGAGUGCUGGGAGCACAUGCUAUGGAGUGCCCGCACGAAGCAACACUGCGAGUUUCAUCAGACACGGGGAGACUCUCUCGGGAGAGAGUCGACGAGCUUUGGGCGCAAGGCGCGAGAGCCUGGCAAGCCGAUACUCGGUGGCUUCUGGCCGAGUGUUCUCGUCCGCGGAGAUCUCGUCCUCUGGCUGGGUGCCUACGUGGGGCCAGACACUCAUUGACAUGGGCCUCGUUCCGCCGCCAGGCACAAAUCGCAGCGUCUCUGUUCAGAGAGCGACUGGAAGGCACAGAGACGCUAGCAGGGAGGGUGUAUCGGAGGAGUCGAGUUUUGGAGCUACGGGGAGCGUUGGGACCGCGCAUGCGAUGAUAUCGCAUGCGUUCCCGAGAAGCAACAGUGUGAGCCUUCAGAGAAGCGGGUCGACUUCCUGGGCUGCUUCGGUCCAGGGAUCCUCUGCGUCCGCUGCGGGCCGAUCCUCCGAAGAUCUCAACGACUUCCGCUACCGGCUCCACACAGGGUUUCAUUCUUUCGGGUCCCACGGCUCGGGUCGCGUCUCUCAGGAACACUCGCGCGGAGACUCGCCGAUUGCACUGCCUUCCCUCGUUUCCCGCUCGACCACUGGAGAGGUGUAUAGACAGAGGGUCAGCAUGUCGCGGUCGCAAAUCGGCGCUUGGCCAUACUUCGCCUCCGCAGAAGACAGCGACAACCACGCCACAGGAAGGUCUCGACAGAGUGCGCAUGCAGGAGGCCGGGACCGCUCAUCGAGCGGUGCAAGACACCACGCGGAGGAUCGCUGGCAUGCGGCGAGGUCGGCUUCCACAGCUGCACCUGCAGACAGUCGCUACACUCGGUCGGAGUGGACUCGGCUCGGGUACGCAGGAGGAUACUACCGGGACGAAGGUGGAUCCUGGUCACAGCAGACGGCGGGAGUUUCCACACACAGACACCACAGCAACCGCCAACAAGAAGAUCUGGACAUUCAAGCUGUGGAAGCCUCUUACCAGAGAAUGGAGCAAGAGGAAGACGAACGACGCUCUCGGGUGUUGCAGAUCCUCAUCGACCUCCUGCCGACCAGCGCGUUCGACCAGUCGAGAAGCGCGAAUCUCUCGGAUGAGGCGAAACGGUGCAGCAUUUGCUUUGAAGAUUAUGAGCACGCGGACGAGCUACGCCGCCUGCCAUGUACUCACGUCUUCCAUAAGAACUGCAUAGAUGUGUGGCUGCGGCGCAGCUUUGUGUGUCCCAUCUGUAAACAUGACCUGCGCUCUUCUUUCGAGUAACGCUUCUCGUACAGUCCACGUCUCCAGGGAUUGACAUUUUAAACUCUAGUCCAUGUAGUAGAAAGGCACAAGACACGGACACGUUGUUCCCGCGGCAUGUUCUCGUAGCGCCGACGCCGGGUUCCGUCUAGGGACACUGCAUUCGUGGCGCUUCGCGUUUAAGCGCUGUUCAAGUAAAACAUCACAGGUCUGCACAUCAGCACUCGCUUAUGGCGCGAAACGUGUUGAGAUGUUUCCAAACGUUAGUGUUCGCUGAGAGGAAUUCACAUCCAGUUGUGGGCCUGAAGUGCAAGUACACCGGCAUCGCGGCCGACUUGGCUUUUUUUUUAAAGGACUCCUGUCCUACGUCGUGUUUGGUGACGCCGCCGUCUGCCUUGAUGCUCCAAGCGGUCUCCUUCGUUGCACAGACUCGGAGACUGCUAAGCACUCCUCGCUCCGCGUUUUUUAAAGAGGGAGAACGUUCCCGUUUUUUGAGGAGGCGGAUAUGUCCACGGCGUGUGUCAUUCUUUUAUUUUAGCGAAUCCCUUUCGGUUAUCUUUAUAGUACAGGUGAUAUCAAUGUAGGAAUUUGCGCUUUAACGGAAUAAUCCCUGAAGUACGAUCCCUGUGGAAUACACAGUUUGUAAGUCGUCCCCCGUCUCAAAGACACUUGAAACAUCCGUACUAAAAACAU